Molecule: messenger RNA, 809 nt
Organism: Cadophora gregata
Lineage: Eukaryota; Fungi; Ascomycota; Leotiomycetes; Helotiales; Ploettnerulaceae
Exons: 4
Coding region: 138-587 (149 amino acids)
Source: RefSeq, a predicted model, not a curated record
GCCUGCCCAACAAGUAUAAAUACUCUGUGUUUCCAGUGUCUAUCGAAGGACAACUCAACCAGCUUAACCAACUCAGAACACUUACAACAACUUCACUUCAAAGACUUUUCAGUCCACAAAUCUCCAAUUCCAACAUCAUGAUGUCCCUCAAGCUCGCUUUGAUCUCUGCCCUCUUCGGCUCCGCUCUUGCAACACCAGUAGCAUCUCCAGAUGGAACUGUCAAGCUAGCCAAACGCAGUGAAGGAGUCCACCUCGUGAACUGUGGAAACAAUUACUCUGUCGUUCUUUACUGUGCCAAUGACAGUAACUGCAACUUCAAUCCGUCUGCAGGCAAUCAGUGUCUCCCCACCAAUGGCGGAGUCGACACCUGGGAGGGUUCAAACCAGAAGUGCACCUUCCCUGGAACUGGAACGACCUUUACUUGGAACAUCCAGAGCAAUGCUCAAAGUCAGGCAAACUUCGUCCAAGUCGGAACUGGGAGCAACGGUUUCCAUGGAUUCAACAUCUUCAAGGAUGACAAGCAUGUCAUGUAUACUGACGGCAACGGAAACCAAUGCAAGAGCAUUUACUACUGCCUUCCGAACUAAAUACUUGGGUUCUACUUGAGUAAUGGAAGUGCCAGGUGAUCUGGUUGGCUGGGAAUUAGGACGCUCUCUCUAGUAUUUCCUCGAAUGAAAAUCCUCACUCUCCUUAACGUCAUGACUGUGACUGUCUCCAUUUAUAUAUCAGUGAUCAUGAUGGUGGCUCAUACCAAAGAUUGUCAUCAUCUCUGUCUAUCAUUAAUUUGUGCAACCUCGAGGGAAGGAAGC